Messenger RNA from Colias croceus (clouded yellow), 584 nucleotides. RefSeq lists its product as uncharacterized. The coding region runs from base 156 to 584 and encodes 142 amino acids. The record is from RefSeq and is a predicted model, not a curated record. The transcript has 3 exons. NCBI's taxonomy places the organism in Eukaryota, Metazoa, Arthropoda, Insecta, Lepidoptera, Pieridae.
CUUUAUUAACAGUUUGCAUUUUGCAUUCUGAUUUCUGAAGUCUGAACCAACUGAACUAGCUGUGGUAGCAACUCUGUCGAUAGUCGUUAUUAGAUGAGAAUUUAAAACCAAUUUAUUGACCUUAAUUACAUCGUGCUCAGGUACCUAGUAAUAAGAUGUCUGCAUAUGAAACUGAAACUUACUUUACAGGAAACGAGACUUUCGCUUCCUACCCACAACAGUCGUGGUCGAAAGUCGGUGAUUUUACACCAUUUUAUAUCACGAUAGCAAUUUGUUCUGUUAUUCUCGGAUCAAUAAUUAUCCUGAACUUCGUUUGCUGUGGCUCAAGAUACUCCGAUUAUUGGCUUGAUAGACAUACUGGAAAUCGUUGGAUAGUAUCAAUUUGGUCAGCGACACCCCACAAGCAGCCCCCACUGGACAUAGUUGAGCUUGAUACCAUUUCCAUAAAAGCCGAUUUGAAUACUUACCCACAAGCAUAUGAAGUAAUCCAGAAACACUUCGAAGUUGCCGCGUCUAAAUCAAGACAACCUAUAACUUCAUCACAGGAAUAUCUUGAACUACAUAAGAGAGAAAGCGAUAUAUAA